AUGGCUUCAGGGAAAGAUGCAAAACCUGUUUCACCAAAACCCAUGUGUCCUGAUGAGAAUUUGGACGAGCCUAAUGUUACUGACAUCCAUUUGCCACGGUUUUCACUGAAGCAAGGGAUGAUUCCAAGUUACUAUGUUAUGCCUUGGAAACAAAACAUGGAAUUCAGGAGUUUGAAUAUGAAGCGUGCUCAAGCAUGCGGCAUCUAUGCUGGCACUUCAGAAGAGCCUCUGUUUGUGAAUCACAGCGAAAGGCUUUGCCAUGGCGAAGACCGAAAAGCUGUCUUCAAGAAAGGCCCACCAGAAGUGAAAAUCACAGACAUGCCUUUGUACUCCCCCCUCUCCAAAUACCAAAGCACUGUGAUUUCCCACGGCUAUCGGAGACGACUGAUCUGA
Sorex araneus (European shrew) is the source of this 393-nucleotide messenger RNA. RefSeq names its product testis expressed 43 (gene SPMIP10). The record is from RefSeq and is a predicted model, not a curated record. Gene Ontology annotation, biological process: flagellated sperm motility. Bases 1 to 393 code for a protein of 130 amino acids. Lineage: Eukaryota; Metazoa; Chordata; Mammalia; Eulipotyphla; Soricidae. The transcript has 3 exons.